Molecule: messenger RNA, 3162 nt
Organism: Perognathus longimembris pacificus (Pacific pocket mouse)
Lineage: Eukaryota; Metazoa; Chordata; Mammalia; Rodentia; Heteromyidae
Gene: Ppard
Product: peroxisome proliferator activated receptor delta
Exons: 9
Coding region: 313-1620 (435 amino acids)
Biological process (GO): regulation of lipid metabolic process; negative regulation of inflammatory response; hormone-mediated signaling pathway
Cellular component (GO): nucleus
Molecular function (GO): RNA polymerase II cis-regulatory region sequence-specific DNA binding; nuclear receptor activity; zinc ion binding
Source: RefSeq, a predicted model, not a curated record
UGUGACGACGCCGCGGCCGCCGCGGAGCUGGGGAUUAAUGGGAAAAGUUUUGGCAGCAGGGGGCGGAUUCUGUCGUGGAGGUUGCGGGACGCGGGCGGUGACGCGGGAGGCGGCCAGGACAGUGCUGCGUGGUGUUCGGGGCAUGCGCGUGGUCCUUACCCAGUGGCUUCUGUUCACCGACAGAUGAAGACACACAUACUGUAGAGGCUGACAGGAACUGCCCUGUGAGGUCCAUCUGCGCUCGGCCCCAGACCCAGACGAUGCCAGAGCUAUGACCAGGCCUGCAGGCGUGGCGCCGAGCGGAGAUCAGCCAUGGAGCAGCCACCGGAGGCGGCCCCUGAGGUCCGGGAAGAGGAGGAGAAAGAGGAAGAGGCAGCGGCCGAAGGAGCCCCAGAGCAGGCGCUGCCUUCCAGCAGCUGCACAGACCUCUCCCAGAGUGCCUCGCCACCCUCGCUGCUGGACCAGCUGCAGAUGGGCUGUGACGGGGCCUCAGGCGGCGGCCUCAACAUGGAGUGUCGCGUGUGCGGGGACAAGGCUUCGGGCUUCCACUACGGCGUGCAUGCCUGCGAGGGGUGCAAGGGCUUCUUCCGCCGCACGAUCCGCAUGAAGUUGGAGUAUGAGAAGUGCGAUCGGAGCUGCAAGAUCCAGAAGAAGAACCGCAACAAGUGCCAGUACUGCCGCUUCCAGAAGUGCCUGGCACUGGGCAUGUCGCACAAUGCCAUCCGCUUUGGCCGGAUGCCGGAGGCAGAGAAGAGGAAGCUGGUGGCCGGGCUGACGGCCAGCGAGGGGCAGCAGCACAACCCGCAGCUGGCCGACCUGAAGGCCUUCUCCAAGCGCAUCUACCACGCCUACCUGAAAAACUUCAACAUGACCAAAAAGAAGGCGCGCAGCAUCCUCACCGGCAAGUCCAGCCACACUGCGCCCUUUGUGAUCCACGACAUCGAGACGCUGUGGCAGGCGGAGAAGGGCCUGGUGUGGAAGCAGCUGGUGAACAGCCUGCCGCCCUACAAGGAGAUCAGCGUGCACGUCUUCUACCGCUGCCAGUGCACCACGGUGGAGACGGUGCGGGAGCUCACCGAGUUCGCCAAGAGCAUCCCCAACUUCAGCAACCUCUUCCUCAACGACCAGGUGACGCUCCUCAAGUACGGCGUGCACGAGGCCAUCUUCGCCAUGCUGGCCUCCAUCGUCAACAAGGACGGGCUGCUGGUGGCCAACGGCAGUGGCUUCGUCACCCACGAGUUCCUGCGCAGCCUCCGCAAGCCCUUCAGCGACAUCAUUGAGCCCAAGUUCGAGUUUGCCGUCAAGUUCAAUGCCCUGGAACUCGAUGACAGUGACCUGGCUCUCUUCAUCGCAGCCAUCAUCCUGUGUGGAGACCGGCCAGGCCUCAUGAACGUGCCGCAGGUGGAGGCCAUCCAGGACACCAUCCUGCGUGCCCUCGAGUUCCACCUGCAGGCCAACCACCCCGACAGCCAGUACCUCUUCCCCAAGCUGCUGCAGAAGAUGGCCGACCUGCGGCAGCUGGUCACUGAGCAUGCGCAGAUGAUGCAGUGGUUGAAGAAGACCGAGACCGAGACCUUGCUGCACCCGCUGCUCCAGGAGAUCUACAAGGACAUGUACUGAGGCUGCCCAGGCCUCCUGGGGAGCCUCGCACGCGCAGCCGGGCACACUCCACUCCAGACGCACGAAGCCGAGGCUCCCGGAGCCUCCCGUCUGUCGCCCCCCUCUCGGUCCUGUCUUCCCUCCCUUGCCCUCUGCGGGUCUCUCUCCUCCCCAGUGCCUUCCUGGCCCCACCCUGGCCCUCUGUUGGCUCUGUCUCACCAGCAGCCCAGGGCAGGACCUCUGCCUGCCGUCCGCACCUGUUCCGCCCCUUGUCCCGCCCCUGCAGGCCUAGGGCUUCGCCUCUGCCCCCCCCCUCGCCCCCCAUCUUCAUACAAAAGAUUUGAGCCAUACAAAGAAACACUACACUGUCCGGGCCUGGCUUUCUGGGUCCCAAGAAACACUAUGCUGCCUGGGCCUGGCUUCCUGGGGAAGCUCGGCCCGACCCACCGCGGCCGCGCGGCCCAGCGUCGCAGGGCUCGGGGCGCUGGGUAGGAGCCAGGGGCUUUCUUCACCCCUGCCCUGGCCCAAAGCCAAGGCUGCCUGGCCGUCUCCGCGCCAGCUUUCUAAGUCACGGAUCCCCACGGGCCCUGCGCUGGCCCACGGAGGGAGGGGUUCCAGCAAGUGGGGACCCCGAGCCUCCAUCUCCAAAAGUAAGCCACACAAAGCCAGGCUGGAGGCACGCGCUGCAGCGAUAGGCGGAACAUGAACGCUCCAGCCCAGAGCCGCUGAAAAGAGAAAGGAUUCUCAGCCCACAGUCUGAGUGGGAGUGUGGGAGUCGGAGCUAGGGAGGGGACGGGCCGGGCCCUCCCCAAGCCCCUGGCUGCCCUCCAUCCCAGCAGUGCCCACAGUGGUCAGCGGCACCAGUCCUUCCUCCAGGAGAUGCCAGCAUCUCUCUCUCUCUCUGUCACACACACACACACACACACACACACACACACACACACACACGCCGCUGCUCCAUGGAGCAGCUAGGCACUGGAUCACGUGACCUCUACCCUCCUGGGGACGCCAGGGCCCACACUCUGGCCCCCCGAGAGCCAGCACCAGCCCCGCAGGAGCUGCCAGGGAUUGCUGAGCCCGCCCUGCCACCCACCUCCUCCCCAGCUCUCCUGUGACCCCCUCGGCCAUGUGGGGCUCGGCCUGGGGGGAGGGGGGGACAGAGCAGGAGGGCGGGAGCCCACCCUGGCCUGCAGGAGGCGCCACCAGGCCCAGGUCCUGCCUGAGCCUUCCCAAGGGUGUGUCUGGGAGGAAAUGGCCUGGAGAGGACGGGGCUGGGGUCCCUGCCGGUGCUGUGGCCGGCGCCCCGGGACCCCCCCCACCCCCACCCAGGCUGGCCAGACCUUUGGGCCAAGGCUGUGAAUCAAGCAAGCAUCGCAUGGGGGGCCUGGUCCUGCCCCGGCCAGCCCGAGCCCGGGCCUGCGGGGCUGCUCUGCGCCGUCGGAACAAUCUCCAGAACUGAAAUGUAUAUUUUUGCUAGGAGCCCCAGCUUCCUGUGUUUUUAAUAUAAAUAGUGUACACAGACUGACAGAAAUUUAAAUAAAUGAGAAUUAAGUAUUUAAGAGU